GGAAAAACAUUUUUCCCUCUGAGCUGUAGAUGGGUGGUACGGUCGAGCUUUCAGUUGGUUUUUUCAGUUCAUCCUGAAGGUGUUGAGGUGUUGGAUGGGGUUGAGGUCAAGGAUCUGUGCAGAACAGUCAGGUUCUUCCACGGCAAACUGGGAAAACUAUUUCUUAAUGGAGCUGGCUGUGUCCACGGGGGCAUUGUCAUGUUGAAACAGGCAGGGGACAAACACAAACUGUAGACACAAGGUUGAAUGCACACUAUUGCACGCUAUGUACUUUAUAAGCAAGAAAGUUGAACACAUUGUGCAUGGCUGUGUAUUGAUAUCUCGGUUGGUGCUAUUUCCAGUGUAGUGUCCUGUUAAAAGGGGCGGUAUGAAAUAACCUUGGGGCAUUAUAGGACCAUGUGGUGGAUCAAUGGCUUCAAACUGGGAGUCCUAGUUUGCAACAGCAUUGAAAUAGUGUCAGCUACACUGCACAGUGGGGUCUCGUCUCUCUUCAAGGGACGACAAACGAGCCCUGAUGUCUCCACAAAUGAAUCUGCUCUUUUAUAAUGGCUUUUUGCUGAGGCACAUGAGACAAGGACCCUAGAAAACUUAUAUAAUAAUAUGACAGAAGAUGGGGGAUUGGAACUUAUUAGGGAGUAUUUUAGAAGAGGUCCACAUUCAUUCCACCAUUGUGGGGAAGAUCUGGCUCACUAUCCUCUUCAUUUUCCGAAUGCUUGUGCUGGGCGUUGCGGCUGAGGACGUCUGGGAUGAUGAGCAGAGUGAGUUUGUUUGCAACACGGAGCAACCGGGCUGCAAGAAUGUCUGCUACGACCAGGCUUUCCCCAUCUCCCUCAUCCGCUACUGGGUCCUACAGAUCAUCUUCGUGUCUUCUCCCUCGCUGGUCUACAUGGGCCACGCAUUGUACCGUUUGAGGACCCUUGAGAAGGAGAGGCACAGAAAGAAAGCCUGCCUUAAAGCUGCGCUGGAGGGGACAGACCCAGUCCAGGAGGACCAUAAGAGAAUUGAGCGAGAGCUCAGGAAACUAGAUGAACAGAGGAAAGUAAGGAAAGCUCCCCUUAGAGGCUCUUUGCUGCGCACAUAUGUUUUCCAUAUCUUAACCAGAUCUGUGGUGGAGGUGGGUUUCAUCAUAGGUCAGUGUGCCCUGUACGGCAUUGGACUGUCUCCUCUGUACAAAUGCGAGAGGCUGCCAUGCCCCAACAGUGUUGACUGCUUUGUGUCAAGGCCAACAGAGAAGAACAUUUUCAUGGUUUUCAUGCUGGUUAUUGCUGGAGUUUCUUUAUUUCUCAACCUCCUGGAGAUUUUCCAUCUGGGGGUUAAGGAGAUCAAGCAAAGCUUGUAUGGAUACAAAUACGGAGACGAUGACAGUGUGUACAGGUCGAAGAAAAACUCCAUGGUGCAGCAGGUUUGUGUGCUCACUAACUCCUCACCACAAAGACUGAUGCAGCUCACACAGAUGACCUGCUCUGUUGUGUCUGAUCCUCACGGGGAGACCCUGCCUUUGAAUUUGGCUCCUCAGAAUCCGGAGAGGUCCCACAGUUCCAACCAGCAGCCUGCACAGAAGUACCCGUCAAGCCAAGCGGACAUCCAGGGUCUCCAGCAGCUGGGGGCUGUGGAGCGGCGCUACACUCUGGACAACAAGAACCCCUCAUGCAGCAGCGAUGAGUCAAAUGGACCUCACAGUUCGGUCCAGCCGCAGUAUGCAGGACCUCGACCCACACUCAUGGCCGGCCACAUGGAGAUCCCAGCAGCCUUGAGGAACCCACAGAGGAAGCAAAGCAGAGUGAGUGCUUGUAAGGAGCUCAGUGACAUGAGUGAUUCUCCGGAAAGCGACCACUACCCCACAGCCAGGAAGUGCAGUUUUAUGUCCCGAGGAAUGUCGGAAGACAAGCUGGCCACUGACAGCACCGAUUCUCAGAGUGGAACAGACAUCGAAGCCCAGCACCUCAACCAGGGAGAGAGUCCAAUGACCCCACCGCCACCAGCCAGUGGGAGGAGGAUGUCCAUGAGCAUGAUUCUGGAGCUGUCUUCCAUCAUGAAAAAGUGAACUGAGAUUGACUAAGCUUGUGGCAUAUGGGAGCUCUAAAGGGACUGAGGGAUCCUGAUCACAAAGCGAAUCUCACCCUGUCUCUUCAGUUUAACUUCCUGUUUCCACAGUAUGUUUAUACAGUGUGUAUUGUGCAUGACCAAGAACUUCACUUCAGAUAUGUUAAUAUGACAUUCCAAGACAAAAGAAGCUUAGUAAUUUUCUUCAUGUGCAAAUGAUAUCUCCAGCCUCUUUAACAUUGAUAGUUUGCAAGCUACUUGCUAUUUAGGGUUGUGGGUAGUUUUUAGAGACCAUAAAUCAAAUGUGAAUUAAAUUUAUAUUUGGCUCAAAGCUUAUGUGACAGCUCAUAAAAUGAGACCAAAAGCCUGUUGCUAUGACAUUUGACUGAAGAUUGUAAUUAAAGAUUGUGGAAUUGGCAACCACAGAAAAGCUGAGAGAGCUCUCUGAACCGGUGUUUAUGAUUUAUCAUACAGAACGAGCCGGAGAGAAAAGGGCUCUUGAAUUUCAACGUUUUGUUUUGACCAAGAGCAGCCUAAUACAGUUGAUGAAUAUAUCUGACACAUUGAAGCUUUUAUUGCGAAUAUUUCUGUUGUCCUGUUGUUGUUUUUCUAUUAAACUCUUCUCCCUCUUCA
This is a messenger RNA of Dicentrarchus labrax (European seabass), 2676 nucleotides long. It is a transcript of the gene gja10b, whose product is annotated as gap junction protein alpha 10 b. Gene Ontology annotation, cellular component: connexin complex. The record is from RefSeq and is a predicted model, not a curated record. Gene Ontology annotation, biological process: cell communication. The transcript has 3 exons. Bases 611 to 2044 code for a protein of 477 amino acids. NCBI's taxonomy places the organism in Eukaryota, Metazoa, Chordata, Actinopteri, Moronidae.